AUGUCAAAAUUAACUAAUAAACGUUUAGUGUAUUCUCAGGACACCAUAUUUUGUGUCUUACAAAUUUCAGUCAUUAUAAUAAGGUUACUAUAUUUGCAAGAAGCAAUACAUGAUGACCUUCAACUUCCAGAGGACAUUGGCAGAAAGUGGUACCUAUGUUACGUACUUCUGGGAAGAUUGUUUUUACUCGCUGCUAAUCUAACACCACAUAUCUACUUGCAACAUGUUGCUUAA
Messenger RNA from Schistosoma turkestanicum, 234 nucleotides. Lineage: Eukaryota; Metazoa; Platyhelminthes; Trematoda; Strigeidida; Schistosomatidae. The record is from the annotation of a GenBank genome assembly.